AGAGAUUCCGCUUCGCUGCCAGACGUAGAAGGCCCAUUCGUUUGCUUCGAGGAUCGCCGUCCGCGUCUCUGAGAAAGUGAUCCCCCGCCCCCUGAUUAUCCAUUCCUCUGUCCGAUCGUUUCUUCUUCAAUCUUAAAGGUGAAACGAAGGCCCCGUUUUCGCUACGAUAAGAGAAUGAUUCACCGUCGAAGCAGUUGGAAGAAUCGCGCUAUUACGGAUCUUUCCUGAUUCGCAAAACAGCCAGCGUAUGCUGCACCAUCAGAACACCGCUGCUGUCAAUCGGAGAGAAGUUUUCGUGCAUGGUGAGAGUGUGUGCGGGUUUUUUUUUUUGUGCUGAAUGAUGGAAAACACUGGCUGCCAAUGAGCGCUGACGAUAGUCGUGAAUGAAGUUUUAAAUUGAAGGUUAAAUCCAUUGUUUUUAUGAUUGUGGGUGACACCAAAACAAAAACAGAUAACGAAUAUAAUGCGAGUGAUUUAGAAUGCAGUUUUGAGUGCUAAUUCAACACGUAUCCGGUAUCUGGAGGUCAUAAAACCAGUGUUUUGUAGUGACGGAAUUCAGAGUGAAUGACUGCUAUUUUUUGUUGGAAAACGACACAGAACCGCGGAAAUACGGCCAUUUCUCAAAACAACUGCAACAACAAAAAUCGUUCAAACGAUUGAAGUGGGCGAGCAACGAAUGAACGAUCGCAAAAGCCACAAAUUGAUUUCACGUUCCCGAAGGAAGAUAGUGAAGAAAUUCCUCUUGACCAAUCUUGUUUUUUCAGGCCCGCUAGUGCCCACGAAAGAGAGAUAGAGGCCGAGAGCCGCAACUGUGUUGGUGAAUCGACUUGCAAGCGAAGAACACCAACGAGGUUCGUCGCUACGCCUUGAAGACAAAUUCUUUCGCCACAACAGCAGCAGGAGAAGAGACAAGAAAAAAAAGUAGGCGACGGACGACUCCGUCUCGGUUGAGUGACCUGGCAACCAGCGAAGCUUCGAAAUUGAUUGACCCCGAAAGGGCCUACCUUGAUGGAUGGUGCUGUUUGUUUUCUCGUGUUUCCUAACUGGAAAUAAAGUGUCGUGAUUUCGCAACAGCAAGUGACGAAUUGCAGGUGAAUUCGAGGAAAGUGGAAACGACGUUCUCAUAGGAAGAAAUAAUCGGGAAUCAUAUGUGAACGGGAAGAAGCCUAUAGGUUAAACACUGAGGCAGUGCGCAGAUGAAGAAAACUGGAAACGCAAUUCCUGUAGCUGAAGAAAUCCUUUUAUGAAUUUUCCAAUCGGAAAAUACAUGAAGCAUUAACAAGUGAGGAGACAAAACAGACGAAUCCUAGUGUAGACAGCAAUACGAAAAAAAAAACACAACAACAACAGAAACACAUCGUCUUGCAGGUACACCUAAUUGAGAUUAAUUACACAAACUUUCACAUUCAAAGGUAUAUGGUCAACGAAUUCAAUCAUCUUCUUCAACACUUACGUGGACAUCUGCAUUAAAAAGUUGUGUUGCUUUUUUGGUAAUCCAAGAAGAUUUUCAGCAAUCUCAUCAGCAAUAAUAACAUUGAGAAAAUCGGCACGAAUGUUAUGGAACUACGCACGAUGACCACCCCGAAGCAACAGCGUGAGGAUCGACGGUUUUCGGUACCCCAUGGGAUGCACGGAUCGCUUCCACCCGGCGUAGCGGACGAUCUUCACGCGUGGUCCAUCUAUAGACAAAAUCUCAAUUCAGACUUCGCCGAUUCGGCUCUCGGUUCAUCAGACAAAUCUCCACAGCCUUACAGUCCCCAGCACCGUAGCAAUGGCUACCGGGAAGAGCAAGCCAUCUCCAACCACCCACGCUACGGUGGAUCGAAAUCCAACCCACUGAACUCCAACAUGUACACCUACCUCAAAUUUGGCCUUCCCCGAGUGUUUCCUCCGAACGGCGGAGGAGGGGGUGGCGGUGGAGGCCGUGGUCGUAACUCAUCCAAGGCAAACGGCCGAGGUCGCGUGAACCGUGGCUACCGGGACAGUACCGGUCCGGGGCCGGGAUCAUCAGGGUACGACAGCAGCGAUAACGAAACCCAUCGCGGUAGAGUGCCAGCUAAUUUAAGAAAAUAUCGUAGCGAAUCGGAUUUCCGUGCAAUAGGGGCGACCACCAACUCACGGCCAAACUCGAGAGCUCAAGGCAUCCCCCUUGCAGCGCUGAAACAAGCCAACAGUCGGGCCAGUAUAGCAGGAACCCACGUGUACAAUCCAUACGCCACCAAUCAGCGACAUCACAAUCUACGGUCACAAAGUGAGGCGGACCUGCUUGCCGAGUGGGACUACGACGAUUCUCCUAUGUACGGUGAAACGCGGCUCUAUCCGGAGGAGAUCUACAACACACAAAGCCGAAGGCAUUCGAUAGCUGGGCUGGUGUACCCGAACAUUCAGGUUCACUGUUUGGACGUACUACCGGGGAUGCGAGGAGUUUCGCUGCAGGCCAAGGCCGGCGAUCUAUUUGCCAUUAUGGCCACUUCACAACGAGAGGGAACAGCACUGGUGGAAGCACUGGCCGGUGUGCGGCAACGCAUGAGUGGAGAAAUACUGGUAAACGGUCAACAGGUUAAUCGCCGUAUUCUUAGACAGUUGUGCGGUUACGUUCCGGCGUUGGAGCGAGCACCGCUUGACCCAAGGAUGAGCGUUCAGAGUACGUUGUCGUUUCAUGCGGCUCUCAGAGGACCAUACGACCGCAGUGACCUCAAGGAGCGCGUAGACAUCCUGGUGGAAGACCUCGGGCUUACCGCCGUUCGCUCAGCCAACGUAUCCCGUCUGACUCAUUCAGAAAAGCAAAGACUGAACGUGGCCUGCCAGCUGCUGACACAAUCCUCGAUACUGCUUCUGGAUCAGACGACGGUCAACAUGGACAUCUUCGAUACGUUCUUCCUGGUGGAAUACCUCCGUCAAUGGUGCAGUGCGGGCCGGAUGGUUAUCAUGACCCUGCAGCCUCCGACCUUCGAAAUCCUUUCCAUGUGCUCCGGAGUACUCCUGCUGUCCGGUGGCCGAACAGUAUACUCAGGAAGCCGAGCGGAUCUACCGCGCCACAUGGGUCAGCUUGGUUACCCUUGCCCUCCGUUCAAAAAUCCCGCCGACUACUAUCUGGACUUGGUGACACUGGAUGACCUGUCCGCUGCAGCCCUGCUGGAAUCAUCUGCACGAAUCGAAUCACUAGCCAACUCGUGGGAUCACAUCAACUCGGAACCACCGCUCGCAGCUCCUGUUGCCAAUCUGCCAGAACCUACUCGCAGCGCCGGGUUCUUCGGGCAGAUACACGCUCUUGCUAAGAGGUACAUGUCAUACAAACAACCGGGAUCGCUUUUAAAUUGGAUUAGCCGGUUGAUCUCGGCCGCCGUACUGUCACUUCUCGUCGGAAGCAUCUUUUGGGAUGUUCCUGGCUCCGAUCCUCAGUUGAACCUCAACGAUCGAUUAGGCUUCCUCCACUGCAUCCUGAUGGUUGCACUGUGGCCUUUGCUGAUUCUUCAGAUCCGAGACGUACAGGAGGAUCGACAAUACGCCGAGAAGGACCUCCGGUUGAGUUUGUACGGCAGAUUUCUAUACAUCAUUAUACAGACGACACUCAGCGUUCUUCCCAGUCUUUGCAUAUGGCUGGCCUAUCUGCUUCCGGCCCAUAGUAUGGCCGGCUUGUACGCUUCUCCGAGUAACAACGAUGCAAUAAUUUACAUUUACAUGGGUUAUCUGUUGCUCUACCUCAUGGCCAUACAAACAAUAGUGCUCUUCGUUUCCCAUCUCGUAUCGUGCGGGAUAUCGGGCACGAUCUUGACCACUCUGGUGAUGCUGUUGCUGUCCGCCGUCGGUAGCUACUCGAUCCAUCCCCGAAAUGUACCCGACUACCUGAAAUGGGCCGAAAUCAUCUCGCCAGAAAAGUGGAUCCUUCCGUUGCUCACCGAGCAAGAGUACAGUGCGGAAACCAUCGCUAUGCAAUCCAGUCAACAAAUGUGCCGAAACAAACAAGUUCAACACCAGGAGAUCAUCGUCCAACAGCCCUGCCCGCCACCGAACGGAACCGCCGUGCUGGUCGAUCACCUUCUGUUGCAACAGGAUCACGUGCUCGAUCCGACCGAUAUGUACUCCUCGACUGUGCUGGGUCUCCUGCUGACGUGCAUCUUCUUCUUCGCCCUGUCCGUGUUCAUCUUCUUGACGAACUGUCGAAACGUGUGCCGAAGUCGAGUCGACCGACGGCAAAAGCGAAUUUGAACGGAUGACGCGACUUGCUAUUCGUUAGAUGAGAGUUUUUAGUUGAUUCUAUUUUUAUUUAAAUGAAAUUAUUAGACGGUACUAAUCUGUAAUAUUAAGAAGCAAAACGAUGGAAAGCUCUAAACUCGACAGCUUUCUAUUUGAAAAUUUUAAUCGAACUAUUUUAGGGAAAAUAAGCAUCGGAGAUGGAUUUUUUCGUUUAGCAUUGUAAAGUAGCUAAAUAUAGAAACAAAAUUGUUUGUAAAACAACAAAAAUCGAUAAAAGAGUAAAUAAGCGAAAUCUUAGAUGAAAAAUAUAUUUUAAAUGCAGAAGACGAUGAUGGAGAAAACCAUUAACCAUAGCAUGAGAGAAAACAUUUUGCAUGAGGAAGCAAAGUAAUAUCCUGUGCAUUUAGGGAUUGUGCUGAAUGCUCUUAGUUCAAUAAAGUUCAUUUAUUUUUAAUAAAACA
Molecule: messenger RNA, 4658 nt
Organism: Armigeres subalbatus
Lineage: Eukaryota; Metazoa; Arthropoda; Insecta; Diptera; Culicidae
Product: ATP-binding cassette sub-family G member 8
Exons: 12
Coding region: 1558-4209 (883 amino acids)
Biological process (GO): transmembrane transport
Cellular component (GO): plasma membrane
Molecular function (GO): ATP binding; ATP hydrolysis activity; ABC-type transporter activity
Source: RefSeq, a predicted model, not a curated record